This is a messenger RNA of Botrytis cinerea B05.10, 1981 nucleotides long. It is a transcript of the gene Bcmaf1, whose product is annotated as Bcmaf1. The record is from RefSeq and is a predicted model, not a curated record. Gene Ontology annotation, molecular function: RNA polymerase III core binding. Gene Ontology annotation, cellular component: nucleus. The transcript has a single exon. NCBI's taxonomy places the organism in Eukaryota, Fungi, Ascomycota, Leotiomycetes, Helotiales, Sclerotiniaceae. Gene Ontology annotation, biological process: negative regulation of transcription by RNA polymerase III. Bases 503 to 1498 code for a protein of 331 amino acids.
GUAACAUCCCAUUACUACGCAUCUCACCCAUACCGACACUGUCAAAGUUAAAAUGCCCAUUACCUGCUAGACAUAAAGUCUAGCUGAAGAACAUCUUGAUAUAACCUCCGCAGCCAGCGCAGGAAGUAUCAAUCUUGCUUUCUUAGUCCACGCAGGUCCUACAAACACACCGAUAACGGAACAAAGAGCGACACGUUUGGUCCAUACUUCACCCCUAAACGCUACUCCAAACAACACCAUUAACAACACAUUCAUACUACACAACACACCGUCACCAGAAAUAGUUACAUGAGGUUUUAAGUACCUGGUUUUCAGUUCAACGAGUCUGAAGAAUCAUCCGAAAGGUUGUUUAUCUCCACAGAAUACUCGGGCUCCGUAGCCACAUACUUCUCACUUUCUCCAAAUCGCGCGAGUCGUCGUUCCGCCUUUUCUUCAAUUAUCCCUCAACACCAUCCACGAUAAGGACUUAUUCAAAUCAAUUUUAAUUCUCAUCUCAGCAAAGAUGAAGUUCCUACCUUUACGCGACUUCGACAAUAUCACCAGUGCGUUGAAUUUCAACACACCCGACUGCCACGUCAUUGGUGGUUGUGAUCUCUAUACAACCAAAGCUGCUGGCUCCGACAAGAAACUUUACAAAAAUAUUGAGAACUCACUAGAAUCUCAAUAUGAAUCUCUACUCAAACUAUCGGCUUCUGUAUCGCCUCCUCUUGAUCCCACCGAAGCAGGCGUAAACCUCUCACGCUCUAGUCCUUUUGGACCCUUGAGUCAGGUAUCGAGCCGUCGAACUUUCGCGUAUCUCAUUGCAACACUUAAUGCAAGCCAUCCUGACUACGACUUCUCGCACAAUCUCAGACCCGCCGAUUUCCACAAAGAACGAAGUUUGAAGACUGUUAUCAAUACCAUCGAUUCGACACUUUAUAAUCUUAGACCAAGUUCGGGAAUGACGCUUCAUGUUCCAUCACAGACAUCUUACAAGACAACUUCAUCUGCUGGGGCUACAAGUCAAGCUUGGUGUCCACAGAUGUGGGCUUUGAUUGAUAAGGAGAUGACUCUCAAGGACUGUACAGUCUAUUCUUGGGCUCCUCCUGAUGAACCGUUUGAUGGUGAAUUAGGAUCUAUUUGGAGUCUCAACUACUUCUUUUUCAACAAAGAGAAGAAGAGAGUCGCCUACUUCUACGUUCGAGCUGUUCCAGUUAUGAGCCAUAGUCCAAGUCAAGCUCAGGGCAUCACAGACCGAGAAGCCCACUACAACGACGAAGGUGCAAACAAACGGGCUAGAUAUUGGCUAGGUGAUCGCGCCGAUAAUCUCAUGGAUGAUCAAAAUGGUAACGAUGAUACCGAUGUCAACAUGUGGGAUGAGGACGACCAAGUAGAUCCUGAAGAGGAAUACUACGAUGGUUAUGAUGAAGCCGAUGAUGAAUUCGAUGAUCAGAAUUAUAAAGCAUCUAUACGUGGUGUUAGUGAAGAUAUGGCUGCUUCGAUGGACAUUGAUUGUUAAACAACUUUUCCUUUCACACCUCUUUGCAUUUUUUGUUAGCAAGCAGAUUGGUUGGCGUACUGGGCAAGUCGAUGGCAACGGCUUUGAAUUUCUUUUCUUUUCUUUUCAUUCCUUCUCCUUUUUAUUGUGAACAAAAUACCACAUCUGUAUGUUUUGCUUUCUUCUGCUUCUUGUCUGUACUUGUGGGUUUUUUGGUCGGCUAUCUGUAGGAACAUGGGAUGGACGAUGUGAUGAACUACUCGGUAUGGCGUUCGGCUACGGUUCGGUUCGGUGAGAGCGUACUGGGUUGGCUGGCGUUGUCCCUAUAGUUUAAAACUCCCUCUUGCUAGGUAGCUUUUGGGAAGGAUAUCGGUGGGGUGGCGGGUGCAUGAUACUUGGAUGGGUGAUUAUGCGUGCGUAAGCGUAUACGUUUGCAUAGUACGGUUAAUACUUUCAACAGCAUGAUGCCGUGACAAUCCAAUAAUAUGAAAACAAUUCUUCGUA